AUGUCACAACUGCGGUCUCUGGACUUGUCCAACAACUUGAACCUCAGGUUGGAAGGUCUUCCAGCUAGUGCUUAUGUAACUCUGCUUCAAAAUCUGGCGCUUUCGAACUUGCAACUAUCUGGAUCGCUGCCUGCAUGGCUGGGCACUCUACACCAGCUUGAAGAGCUCGAACUCUCUUUUAACAAAAUUGCAGAGCUUCCUUCUUCAGUUGGUAAUUUGUCGAACUUAAGGACUUUGAACCUGACGCAGAGCAAAUUAACAGAGAUUCCAGCCUCCAUCGAUGGAUUGUUAAGCAUUGUGAAGAUGGACUUUUCUGAGAAUCUCCUGACAAGUGUACCAACUUCAUUGAGCAAAGCUGUCAGACUAGAGAUUCUCAACCUGAAUUCCAACAAUCUAUCAGCUAUUCCUCCCUCUUUGGGAAACCUUCAGUCGUUGAGAAAGUUGCUUUUUGCCUACAAUCUCUUUACCGACCUCCCGUCUUCUUUGGGUGCUCUGGGUAGCCUCGACAAGCUCGAUGCCUCGGACAAUAAACUGGUUGGAUCAUUCCCCGCAUUUGUACAGAAUAUGACCAGUCUGCAGACGCUGAAUCUGGCUGGUAACUAUCUCAGCGGAGAUAUACCCACAUUCGUCUACUCCGGCUCAGGCUUUCGACUUUACAGUCUGAAUGUUUCCAGAAACUCCUUUACAGGAAGCGUGCCAGACUUUUCCUGGGGCACUCUGCCUUCUAGUCUGGGUAAUUGCACCAAACUUCAGAGGAUGAGACUUGGGUACAAUCCAUUCAUGACAGGACCUAUCCCAGCCACAAUAUGCAGUCCAGGAGCUUCACUGCUGACAUUGUCCUUGGCUUACAGCAACUUUGUGGGUGAGAUUCCAUCAUCUCUGGGUAAUUGUACGAGAUUGAAAGUUCUAGAUUUAGGUGGCAAUCAGUUCAGUGGAAAACUGCCCCUCAGUCUGCAGGAUCUUUCAAUUAGAUUACGAGUUCUCAUUGUCGCAGGCAACAGACUAGAGGGACUUUUUCCGGAAUGGAUAGUAAAUCUGAGAUGUCUGCAGGUAGUUGACUUGUCUAAGAACAGUUUCGUAGGGGAGCUGCCCAGAGACUACUCUCAGCUGGAGGGAUUCAGGAGCAGUGCAAGCAUGGCCUCGAAGGAUACACUUUACUUUGACGAUCUCAAAAUCAAUUUCAAAGGGGGUCCUUUGGAUCUGCAGUACCUCCUAUCCACACGAACUUCUUUCGAUGUUUCUAGCAACUUGCUUUCUGGUAAUCUUCCAGAAGAGCUGGCAGAAUUAUACGGCCUCUUAUACUUGACCCUGUUCGAAAAUAACUUCACUGGCACAAUUCCGGUCAGUCUAGGUAAGAUAUCAAAUCUCGAGUCUCUAGAUCUGUCCAGAAAUUCCACAAGAGAUUGGUCAACUGUCAUCACUGGCGUACUUCAAUGUCGCUCAUAA
Molecule: messenger RNA, 1446 nt
Organism: Marchantia polymorpha subsp. ruderalis
Lineage: Eukaryota; Viridiplantae; Streptophyta; Marchantiopsida; Marchantiales; Marchantiaceae
Source: the annotation of a GenBank genome assembly